Messenger RNA from Neolamprologus brichardi, 633 nucleotides. RefSeq names its product gamma-crystallin M3-like. NCBI's taxonomy places the organism in Eukaryota, Metazoa, Chordata, Actinopteri, Cichliformes, Cichlidae. Gene Ontology annotation, biological process: visual perception; lens development in camera-type eye. Gene Ontology annotation, molecular function: structural constituent of eye lens. The record is from RefSeq and is a predicted model, not a curated record.
GUGACCAUGAGUGGAAAGAUCAUCUUCUUCGAGGAGUGUAACUUCCAAGGCCGCUCUUUUGAGUGCGUCAGCGACUGCUCUGAGAUUGCCUCUCACUUGAGCCAAUGCAACUCCUGCAGGGUGGAGAGCGGGACAUUCAUAGUCUAUAACCAGCCCGACUUCAUGGGCCAGCAGUACCUCCUGACCAGGGGAGAAUAUCCCGAAUGCACGAAUACCUUUGGCUUCAACGACUGCAUUCAGUCCUGCCGCAUUGUCCCUGCGCACAAGGGACUUUUUAAUAUGAGGAUCUAUGAAAGACCAAACUUUGAAGGCCAGAUGCACGAACUGACAGAUGACUGCAACUCCAUCCAGGAUAACUAUCACAUGUCGAGCAUGCAGUCCUGCAACGUGAUGGAGGGCUACUGGUUGAUGUUUGAACAACCAAAUUAUGAGGGCCGGAUGUUUUUUCUGAAGCCAGGAGAGUACAGGGACUUCAAAGGAGUCGGCAGUAAUGACAUGAAAUUCAAUUCAAUCAGACGUAUCACAGAAUCUUAACUGUCCCAUGACUUUUAUUUGGCUAAAAGGUUUUGCAGAUGGUUUGUUGUAUUAAUAUUAACAAAUUCUCAAAGGCAAAAAAGAGAAAGCUUUGUUUUA